This is a messenger RNA of Diatraea saccharalis (sugarcane borer), 2846 nucleotides long. Lineage: Eukaryota; Metazoa; Arthropoda; Insecta; Lepidoptera; Crambidae. The record is from the annotation of a GenBank genome assembly.
ACUCUUUGGACAUUUUCCUUGUGAUUGAUCAUUUCAUUGAUUUCAUAAAAUAUUUUUUGUGAGUGAUAUCAUAGCGAUUUUAAUGAUAAUUCCUUAAAAAUGUCGAAUUCCAACGAAGACACGAAUGAGGAGACGAACAGAUUAGUUCCCACUGAUAAUAAUAUUGCCAACACAGAUGGAACAGUGGACGACACUGUGGAUAUCAACGCUCAAAUCGACGAGCAGCGGCGGCGAAUGCAACCGACCAAACUAGAAUCCUUUUUCGCUAUUACCAAAUCCCUUAUUAUUAGAGCAUUAGUAGUUUAUUUCAUUACGUCGAUGUUUAGACAACCUUCUGCUCCAAAACCAGAUAUCAACAGUCCUACAGGAGCGCCUCGUAUUCCCGCUGUCAAUAUGUUUGUAAAUGGCACAGUAUUAGAUAUGUAUUGCUAUAUAUCAGAAAAAAGCUUUCUAAAUGAUCUCAAUGAUGCUAGUCUUAUUUGGAAACAUAGAGGUUUAAUUUAUGGUGACUGGAAUGGUGGCUCCAAUGGCGAUGGUUCUUUUACAUUUGAAACUAAUAUCACUGCAUCUGAUUCUUUGAGAAAUAAUGGAUCAAUAUAUCUUCAUGUCUAUAUAGUUCAGACUGGCAAGUCACCAGAUCCAAAAGACAAAGAAAAUUAUGGUGGGCCAUAUAUAAGUUAUGGAAAUAAGAUGUUGAAUAAAUACAAGAAAUUAAGAUACCAGAAAACUCAUAAUUUGUUAACUGGUCAAACUGAAAAGUCUUUAGAAGAAAUUAAAAAAGCUGAGACUUUGAAAGAAGAGAUAGUUUCACAUUGGCAUCCGAAUUUGACUAUUAAUUUAGUUACUGAUCAGACUAAUUGGAUGCAAGGAAGUGUACCACCCCCUCUGGAUGAAUUUAUAAUGUUCCUUCCUGAUGGCAAACAAUAUAAACCAGCUGUAUUCCUUAAUGAUUACUGGAAUAUGAUGAGAGACUAUACUCCUAUAAAUCAAACUACUACAAAUCUUCAAUUACAGCUUACAUAUCAACCCUUAAGUCUUUUUAAAUGGCAAUUAUAUACAGCACAAGCUAUGAGAGAUAAGUUAAGCAUGUUUUCGGCUUUGGGUGCAGAGGAACAAGAUGAAGAGCAGGAUACAGUAAAAGAAUUGCUUCUGGACACAUCUCCUUACUUGUUAGGACUUACUAUUUCAGUUUCUGUUUUACAUUCUAUAUUUGAGCUUCUGGCAUUUAAGAAUGACAUUCAGUUCUGGAAUAAUAGACAGUCUUUGGAAGGAUUGUCAGUGAGAUCAGUAUUUUUCAAUGUGUUCCAAUCGACUGUGGUCUUAUUGUAUGUGCUUGAUAAUGAAACUAAUGUAAUGGUCAGAAUAUCCUGUUUUAUUGGAUUAUUGAUAGAAAUUUGGAAAAUCAACAAAGUAAUGGAUGUUAAAAUAAAUAGAGAAGAACGCAUAUUAGGAAUACCUAAACUUACUUUUACUGAUAAAGGUUCAUAUGUUGAAUCUAGUACUAGGGAAUAUGAUAUGUUGGCUUUCCGCUAUCUAAGCUGGGCUUGCUUCCCGUUGUUGAUUGGUUAUGGAGUUUACUCUUUGAUGUAUCAAGAGCAUAAAGGAUGGUACUCGUUUAUACUCAACAUGAUGUAUGGGUAUUUAUUGACCUUUGGAUUUAUUAUGAUGACUCCACAAUUGUUUAUAAAUUAUAAAUUGAAAUCUGUUGCUCAUUUGCCAUGGCGUAUGAUGACUUACAAGUUCUUGAAUACAUUUAUAGAUGACAUAUUUGCAUUUGUUAUCAAAAUGCCAACAAUGUACCGUAUUGGUUGCUUCAGAGAUGAUAUUGUCUUCUUUAUAUUCUUAUAUCAGAGGUGGAUCUACAAGGUUGACCACAAGCGUGUUAAUGAAUUUGGAUUUUCUGGUGAAAUGGAACAACAACAGAAAUUAGCUAAGAAUGGAACUGCUGCUAUCACAGAAGGUGGAGAGCAGAGUGCUGAUGCUGAUAAGAAAAAUGAUUAGAAAUGAUUCGAAUUGUAUUAAUAUAAUGAUUAUUUACGUACAUCUGUUUUGAAUUAGAAAUAUAUUACAUGUAUAAAUGGAAUGUUUUACAUUAGAAUGAUGUUUCACAUACUAUACUAUUUAUAAAUAAUUAACUGAUGUAGUGAAAAAAUAAUUAUUGUAGUAUAUUUAUAUUUACUUAAUAGUGUAGUAUUAAAUAUAAUGGACAUUUUCUUUAAAAUUGUAUAAUUAGCUAUAUUAAUCUUAAAAACUUACUUCUAGUGAUUGGACAUCCAAAAUUGUGACUCAAAAUAUUUGGUCUUGCUUAUUCAACACAAUUUAUCUAUUUAGUUAUAGAUUAUGAUAUAAUUUUUCAUGUUUUAUUGUAUCUUGUAUGAUCGAGGAAUUUUAUGUUCUGCUUUUAGGGGAUUAUUGUUUAUUUGUUAAUCCUUGUAGUACAGAGAAAUACUUGUUCAGUGAGAAAUAUUUCUACGGUUUUCUGUGGAAAGCACAAGAGUACAUAUUUUGAGUACUAUUAAUGACUUUUUUUUUCUUAAAAAUGUUUUUAAAACUCAUUUUUAUAGAUUCUGAUUGUAUGCGGCUAUAUUGAUUAUGUAAUGUAACGGAGAUCUUUUCACUAGUGUAAAUAAUUAUCUUGUUUAAUUAUUAUGAACCAUAAAUAAAUUCUAUUAAUUUAACGAAUUGUCUUGGUAUAUUGGUAUUGUCUCAAACUGAGAAUUGUUUGCACUAUUCAUAUUGAUAUAAAUGUUUUCUAUUUUUGUGGUCAUGCCUACCAUGUGAUUUCAACAUUGCUAUAUAACUAGUUUUAUGUUCUUUAUUUAAUAAAAUGUUUCAAACAACUGUUA